Syngnathus acus (greater pipefish) is the source of this 1942-nucleotide messenger RNA. RefSeq names its product leukocyte receptor cluster (LRC) member 1 (gene leng1). The transcript has 5 exons. Lineage: Eukaryota; Metazoa; Chordata; Actinopteri; Syngnathiformes; Syngnathidae. Bases 132 to 977 code for a protein of 281 amino acids. The record is from RefSeq and is a predicted model, not a curated record.
UUCAAAUAGUGUUAAUGCAAUGACGUUUCAUGUUUACUUCCGGUGUAGUUUUCCGGUGGCUAGCUAGCGACAGCAACUAGCUCCCGGUCGAAGCCUGCUUAGCAAGCUAACCAGCCUCCUUCGGGGUAAUCAUGAACAUUCUCCCUAAGAAGAGCUGGCACGUUCGCAACAAGGACAACAUCGCCAGGGUGAGGAGAGAUGAAGCUCAGGCAGCCGCGGAGGAGCAAGAGGCCAAGCGGAGAGUGGAGCGAGCCGAGCAAGAGGCACGCACUGAGUUGCUGCGAAAGAAAGCCCGAGCCGCUCUCCAGUUGGAAGCAGGUGGAAGCCAGGAGGUGAAAUUCGAAGAACAGAAUGGAGCCUUGGAGCACCUCAACCUCUUCCCCCUCGAGGAAUCUGUGGUGAAGAAGGACAAUGAGGAGUAUAUCAAAGAAAAAAAAGAGGAGCAGGAGAAGCAGGAGCGCGCCAUCGGCUUACUGGUGUCUCUCGGGCCCCAGCCGGGCACCGAGGUCACACCGUGGUACAUGAAAAGUGGCCAGGAGAAGGAAGAGGAGAAGAAAGAAAAGGAGAAGCAGAGCGAGAAGCGGAACGACAAGGGGAAGGAGUUAACCGAAGAGGAGCGGGAGAAGAAGGAUCGACAGCUGAAGAACAGUUUGGACCCGUUGAAGGAGAUGAAGAAAGCGAUGGGCGAGACAGUCGCCAAGAUGCACAAGAAAAAAGACAAGAAAGACAGAGGGGAGAAGAGGAGCAGCGGGGAAAGCUCAAUAGAGCGACUCAGAGCGGAGCGUUUGCAGCGCGAGGCGGACGAGCGGCGGCGGGCCCAAGAGCUGCUCGCUCAGCGCAACGGGAAGAACAAGGAAGCGGACAGGGAGGUCAACGAGCGGGAUCGGCCCUACAACAGCGCCUACUUUCCAGAGCUGGCACGCAAGCGGCAACGGCGCGACAGAGACAGCUGGAGGGACGAGAUCCUCAAGUUAUGAACUCUUUGGUUAUCACACACUAAGUAGAUAUUUUCUUUAGCAGAACAAGAAGUGUCAGGGUAGGUGUGGUUAACUCAUUCAGUGCCAGCCCAGAUGAAAUAAAUGUUUGACGUCUAUACUCGUCAAUGGCAGUGAAUGAGUUAACUAUGUUGUUAACUUUUUUUAAUUUAUGAACAUCAGCACAAAUUACAACCCACAACAAUAAACAUCACGGUGCUGAAUUUAUACUUCUCAAAAGUGAACAUUGUCGUCUUUGCAAAGGCAGAAUUGAGUGUGGUCGGUUGCUCACACAUUUUUUUUAACAUAAAAGCUAAUCAUUCAGAUUUUAAACGAAGUGAAGAUAUUCCUUGGUCAGAAUGUUCUCAAUUUAUCGCCCUAUUGUUUUCAUGCAUUUUUGAAACAAUUUGUUUCAAUCUAAAUAUUGGAAUGUAUAUAAUUAAUGGUCCAAUAAUAAUAAUAUGAUACUGUAUGUCAUUAUAUUUUUAUUAGCAGCCAUAAAAUGUAACUUUUACGUGGGGAUGACGUCACUCAGUGUCCCAAAAGGCUAACGCAAAUGAAAAAAGGAAGAAGAUGAUGAUUUCCUAACACUUAAAACAAGCAAUCACAAGAAAACAUGAGCGCUCACUGUGAGAAUGAUCUUGCGAAACAAUAUGGCAGUAGAAACGUGUCAACAAUUUUGACGAUCAUUAAGCAGAAGGAAGCCCUCAAACCGAUCAAGCCAUCCAAGGGGAUCACCAUCAUCUCGAAACGUUUGGAUAAAGGACAAGGAGAUUACUGAUGAAACGAUCAUAUGUGAGAAGGCCAGCGCCAAAUAUUGUCUUAUGUUAACGUCAUGCAAGUUGGAUGAAGUAAAAAAAGCUACAUUAGUUGAAGUUUACAUACUCUACAUUUCAGUAUGUCACGGAACUUAUGUAUCUCUAUGUGUCUCUAAGGUACAGUGACAAUAAAACCCCCCUUUUUAUUGA